UUACAAAUGUUUUAUCAUCAGGGAAAAUUUUUCGAAGGCCUUUUUUAAAUUUUCACCUACAUGGAAACGGAUCGAUACCCGACCAGCAUAUAAUUAGCGGUACGGUACAUAUACCCCAGCAUAUACCGAUAGUUUAAGUUCACCUGUACCCAGUUUGCUUUGAUUUCUAAACGUUCGGCGGGUGGGAGUGGCGAGACUUUUUUGGUGUACCAAUUAAGUGGAUUUAGUGUGCACUUCGUUUGAUGGAAGAAAAAUAAUAACACGAUGAAGUGUUUGUGCAGUUUUCGUAAUCAGUCUGUAAAUUUGCAAUUUAUGUGAAGAAAAAGUUUUACUUAUCACUGCAAAGCAAGUGUUAUUCAAGUACAAUUCCGGAUACUAGGUAUAUACUAUAAUAGCUCAUUAGUAGACGGACCCGGACUGUGAGUUUCUUGUAUGAUAUUGCUGAUCACAAGUGGAUUCUAUAAGUACAUUAUAUAUGUGAAUCAUCACUUGAAAAAAAGGCCCCGGAAUUUGUGGAAAUCUCAUAACACACCGUAUCAAGCAGUUAUCACAUAUAACGCGAAAUCUGAUAAAGAUUUCUUAUGUGUUGUGUACACCGCAUGUCGAUUCAGCAAUACAACGACAUAACUAACCGGAGCGAAUUGAUACAGUUCUCGGAUUUCACAUUUUCUGCUUGCUAGCAAUAUAAUAGGCGGCUAGCAGUCAUCUAACCGGCUUCAAACUGGACUGGAAAAUGGUAACAACGCCCUAUAUCAUCAAUGAAAUCUACGACAUCAUUCAGAAGUCGACGGCCUUUGAGCUGACACUGGAAGCUCUGCUGGCGCUCGGUGUGAUAUGGAUUGUGCUCCACAAGCGCAAUGGAAAACGAGAAAGGCAGCUAUCGCCCGAGCAAAAAGCAAAGCUGCUGGAAGAUUGGAUUCCCGAACCACUGGUCGGAGAUGUUCCCAGUAAUCACUCGGCCCUUCACACGCACGUUGUUUACGGCAAGGUUGGGAAGGUGAUCAACAUUGAUGGAAAACAGUGUCUGAAUUUAGCGUCGCAUAAUUACUUGGGAUUGCUGGGCGACGAACAGUUGGAGGAGGAAGCCAUCAAGAGUUUACGUAAAUAUGGUGUUGGUUCCUGUGGGCCACGCGGGUUCUACGGCACUGUUGAUGUUCAUCUCGAACUGGAGGAACGUUUGGCAAAAUUUAUGCAAGUUGAGGAAGCCGUCGUUUACUCGUAUGCUUUCUCCACUAUUGCUAGUGCUAUUCCAGCCUACGCCAAGCGAGCCGAUAUUGUGUUUGUAGAUGAGUACAUAAACUUUGCUAUCCAAAAAGGCUUGGAUGCAUCGCGAAGCAAAAUCGUCUAUUUCAAACAUAACGAUUUGGCUGAUUUGGAACGUUUGCUAGAAGAACAAGCGGUUGAGGAUAGACGAAAUCCGAAAAAAGCAGCUAAACGAAGGCGCUUUCUAGUAGCGGAAGCUAUCUACAUGAACACGGGAGAGAUUUGUCCGUUACCGCAGAUGGUGGAACUGCGAAAGCGCUACAAACUGCGUAUGUUCCUGGACGAAAGCAUUUCCUUUGGUGUCCUGGGUGAGAGUGGACGUGGCCUGGUCGAGCAUUUUAAUGUGGACAAAAUUGAAGUAGAUCUUCGAUCAGCAGGAUUGGAGUGGGCAGCUGGUACGAUCGGAGGAUUUUGCGCUGGUUCUUCUUUCAUUGUGGAGCACCAGCGAUUAUCCGGAUUGGGUUACUGCUUUUCCGCAUCUCUGCCACCUUUGUUGACUCAGGCUGCCAUCAAUGCUCUCGAUAGGUUCGAAAGUAAUCCAAAAAUAUUUGUCGAAUUGCGGGACUGUUGCAAGAAAGUGUCGGAAAAACUGCCUUCACUCGUUGACUUCAGCUGUCGUGGAGAUCCUCUAUCGCCCGUAAAACAUCUUUACCUCAAGAAACAGUAUGAUACAGUCACAGAAAAGACACUUCUAGACAAGAUUUCUAGAGAAUGCAUCGAUACCGGCCUGGCGGUCAUCACUCCGGAAUAUUUGGAGCACAUGGAGAAACACUGUCCGCGACCCAGUAUUAGAUUGACGGUUAGCCGGCUUCUGACUGAUGCCGACAUUGACGGAGCGCUUCGGAUCCUGCAGCAAGCGGCGACAAAGGUGUUAGUAGCGGCCUCGUAAUUUACCAACCAAAAAAAAAAAAACGCUCCCACACAAACAACGAUACCUAUGCACACAGACAGUAACACAGCAUGUUCAGUUUAACAUUCAGCUGCCUUUCUCUCGGAUGCGAGAAUAAAACUAGAAAUUUGUAUUGCCUCAUUAAACCAAUAACAAGUUUUAGAAUGUAAUUCUAUUUUAAAACAACCAUGAUAACCGCAUGGGCGAUUAGUGUUAUUAUUUCUGCUCAAUUAUUACAGAAGCGUUGUAUGAUAAUGUAUGAAACUUAUAACUUUUGGCUUAAAAACUUAUAAUUCAAUACGGAAACAUGCUUUUUUUUUGCUAAUCUACAUACAAAUAAUUAGUUAGUUUGGUUGCACUUUCUGCAACCUCAAAUAGGAAAAACUACAACCAGUUCUUUGGUUCAACAUUCUAGUAAUACCAAAUUCCCUUACAACUAUCGAUCUAAUUAUCAUAAAGUGUGUUUCGAUUUUAUUACCAUUUUUCUCAAACAAUGUUAAUGUAAUCUAAACAAUAAAGGAUUCCAAUAA
Sabethes cyaneus is the source of this 2682-nucleotide messenger RNA. RefSeq names its product serine palmitoyltransferase 1 (gene Spt-I). Gene Ontology annotation, cellular component: endoplasmic reticulum. Gene Ontology annotation, molecular function: serine C-palmitoyltransferase activity; pyridoxal phosphate binding. The transcript is spliced from 7 exons. NCBI's taxonomy places the organism in Eukaryota, Metazoa, Arthropoda, Insecta, Diptera, Culicidae. The record is from RefSeq and is a predicted model, not a curated record. The coding region runs from base 734 to 2152 and encodes 472 amino acids. Gene Ontology annotation, biological process: sphingosine biosynthetic process; ceramide biosynthetic process.